AUGCCCGGCGAGCUCCGCCCCGCCCCGUCGAACCUCGGCCCCAGCAGCCUCCGUCCCCGCCCCGGCGACCUCCGCCCCACCCCGCCACUUCCCGGCGAGCUCCGCCGCGCCACGGGUCGCCAAGGCACGGCGACCUCCGCCCCCGCCAUGCCCCGGCGAGCUCCGCUCCGGCGGUUCCCGCCCGCGUCGACCUCCGCCCCGGCGAGCUCCGCUCCGGCGAGCCCCGCCCGCGUCAACCUCCGCCACCGCUCGUGCGUGCCCGCUAUCCCCAUCUCCGGCGGGAGCCAUAUCGGAAUCGUCGUCCGCAGCCUCCGUCCCCGCACCGGCCCGGCGGCCUCCGUCCCGCCCGUGGCCGUGCCCGCCCCCGCUCGCCGAGCGGGCGUGCGCGCGCGACGCGGCCGUGCUCGCGGACGGCGGCCGACGGCGUGGCGGGCGGCGCGCGUCGCGGUGGCGGGCGAGGGCGGCGCGGGGAACGGCUCGGGAGGGUCCAGCUGCUGCGCGCGUGGGAAGGAAGCGAGCGUGCGCGGCCCCGCAGCGGCGCGGGCGGCGGAGCUUCCUCGCGGCUUGGCUCGGUGGCGGCGUGACGCGGCGAGGCCGGGGCGCGCGUGGCGAGGCCGGCGACGGCGCGGCCAUGGCGAGGCGCGGCUCGCGCCUCGCGAGGCCAUGACCUCCGGCAUCCGCUCCCUCCUCGCCGCGGGCGCCGCCCCGUUCGCCGCGGGCGCGGCUCUAUUCUUCGCCGCCGACAUCCCCGGUGAUGGCCGCUCCCACGGCCCCCCGCCCGCCGGGCUCCAGCUCGUGCACCACAGCUCCGCCGCACCUCUCCUUCGUCGGCAGCAGACUGCAGCGGGCGGAGCUUCCUCGCGCGGCGCGGGCGGCGGAGCUCCUCAGCGCGGCGGCAACGCUCAUCACCGUUUCGGCCGCGGCGACCUCCGGCAGGGACGAAAAAAAGGGGCCAUGCUUAGCGACGGGAUCCUCCACGCGAGCUCGACGGCGGCGGUUGGCCGGCUACCCGCCAGCUGCGUCCUCGAUCGUGCACCUGCGUUUGCUGUGACCUGGGAGCUGUGGCUUGAGUACACACUCACACACACUCUGUGCGUGAUCGCAUUGAUCCUUGCACUUGUGUGCCUGCCCGGCUCCUGCAGUGACUGA
Molecule: messenger RNA, 1149 nt
Organism: Lolium perenne
Lineage: Eukaryota; Viridiplantae; Streptophyta; Magnoliopsida; Poales; Poaceae
Source: RefSeq, a predicted model, not a curated record